Molecule: messenger RNA, 2301 nt
Organism: Paramecium octaurelia
Lineage: Eukaryota; Ciliophora; Oligohymenophorea; Peniculida; Parameciidae
Source: the annotation of a GenBank genome assembly
AUGUAACAAUAAUUAAUAAAGCCUUAAUCUAAGGAACAUGCCAUGUAAAUUUUGUAAUAAGGAUUUUAACUGUAUCAACAAUAAGGACAUAUGAGUUUCAAUGAAAAUGCUCUUGUAAUUUAAUAACCAGAAAGAAUGAGUUUCAACGAUUAGAAAAUGAAAUCACACCCAAAAGUUCAUAAUGUUUUUGAAAAUCAAAAGAGAACCAGAAAUGAUUAACAUUAAAUUGAGCAAAGUAUUGUUGGAAAUAGAUUUGAAAUUCCUGUUUUGCCAUCAGGUAAAUAUCUCAAAUUUAAUGUUCUUUCAAAUUGGGGAGACAAAUAACAAGUUGGUCUUAAUGGGAUUGAAGUGUUUGAUUCACAAGGUGGUAAUAUAACUAGAUACAUUAAAAUGCCUAUGUAAGAUGAAUAUAUAGAGAAAUUGAAGUUGAUAGACGGUUACUAAGCAGUUAAAGACGAUAAACAUAUUUGGAAAACAAAGAACUUGAAACCAGAAAUCAUUAUUGAUUUAACUGCAAAUAUCAAAAUCUCAUUGAUAAGAAUUUGGAACUACAAUAAAUCUAGGAUCAGAUCCUAUAAAGGUGUUAGAUUACUAAAGAUUACUUUAGAUGAAAGACUAGUAAACUAUUGAUGUAAUAUUUUAGUUAGAUAUUUUAUGGAGAUAUUUAGAAAGCAACAGGAGAUCUAAAGAAGUUCUAAGAUAAUUGUGAAUACAUAUUAUUUACAUAGGAUUCUAGAAUUAUAAGUAGAAUAGCUGAAUUAGAUUGGUUGAACAAAAGAGCUGAAGACUAUUCUAUUCAGAUUCUAUAACAAACUAUGAGUACGAAAUAAAUUCGACCAAAUACUGGUACAAAGUUAUAGUCAUAGAACACAAGAUAAUAACAAUAAUAAAUUGAUUAAUCACCACCCUCAAAAUUAUAUUCAUCAAGAAUUUAUUAGCAAAACAAUAAGGAAUAAGAGUAAGCAGCACUAUAAUAAAGAUCAUAGCCAUAAUAAUAAGAUUAAGAGAUCUAUAAACUAUCGAAUAAAUAAGAGAAAGUAUAAAUGCAAUACCCUGAAUACAUAUCUGUUUUUGAUAUAUUAUUGGAAUUCAAUAAUGGUUCAAAACGAUUUUUAGGAUUAAAUGGAAUUAUAUUAAUUGAUUACAAUAAUAAAUAGAUUCAUUAAGAAGAAAUAUAGGAUACCAAUCUAACUGAAUAUGAAAUACAACGACUAUUCUAUUCUUAUAAUCCAAUCUUGAUUGAUUCAUCCAAUAUGAUUUGGUUAAAAUAAAAGAGAAUUUAUAUUAAAUUCAAACACCAAACAAAAUUAUCUAUGAUUAAAUUUUAUAAUUGCAACUAAAUUGUUAGUGAAUCAACAUUUACUGGACCAGAAAUAGUCAAAAUUACUUAUAAUGGAAGAUUCAAAAUAUUUAGUAUUUAUAUGGCUAUAUCUAAUAGAUUUGAGACCUGCACCAUGUGAAGAAAUUAAUUUUGUUUAAACCAUUUAUCUAACUUAACCAAAUAAUUAUUCUUACUCAGGAAAUCUUGUGGCUAAUUAUGAACUAUUUCAUUCCAAUUAUGUCAUUGCUUAUCCUCCUUGUGGGAUGAUAGUGACUAUUUAUUUGAUUAAUACUUGGGGAGAUAACAAUUAUGUUGGUCUAAAUGGACUAGAAAUUUAUGAUCAUCAAGGUUCAGCCUUAUUAUAAAAAAAACUCAUACCUUAUACUAUUCAUUCUGUUCCAUAAGUAUUUCGAUCAUUAAUUAUUUAGUUAGAAGACGAUCCAAGAGUUGUUUAAAAUUUAGUAAUUCCUCCAUAUGAUAUUAAUUGUCAACCUUAGAAAAGCUUCUUGGCUCCUUUUAUUAAUACUCCUAUGGAAAAAUUAAAAAAUAAGAAUGCCAUAAUUAUCCAAAAAGCAAGGGAUUUAGAGAAAUAAGAUAUCAAUAAGAUCUAUGUAUUGUUUGAUAAACUUACUUGUUUCAGUGGAAUAGAUUUUUAUAAUUAUACCAAAAAUUGGUAAAGAGGAGUGAAGUAAGUCCAUAUAUAUGUUAAUAAUCGAUUGAUUUAUUAAGUAUUUUAUUUCAUUUAUACUGAGGGAAACAUUAAUUAGACUUUUCAAGACAUUAAAAAGAAUGUAUAUAAUAAAACAACUAUAUUAUUUUCAGAUUCCAAUUAAAUUAAAUAAUAAUUAAAUCCAUACUUUUAUCAAUUUCCAGAUGAGUAAGUAUCUUUGAUUGAUGAAAACAAAUAAUUAACCUAAAGAGAAUAUUAGUAAUAUUACCCCCAAUAAUUGAUUAGACCAAAAACAAGUAUUAAAUCAUGA